Culex quinquefasciatus (southern house mosquito) is the source of this 1959-nucleotide messenger RNA. RefSeq names its product glycoprotein endo-alpha-1,2-mannosidase-like protein. Bases 138 to 1580 code for a protein of 480 amino acids. Gene Ontology annotation, molecular function: alpha-mannosidase activity. The transcript is spliced from 2 exons. NCBI's taxonomy places the organism in Eukaryota, Metazoa, Arthropoda, Insecta, Diptera, Culicidae. Gene Ontology annotation, cellular component: Golgi apparatus. The record is from RefSeq and is a predicted model, not a curated record.
UAAAAUAUUUUCGAUUUGACGUCUCUCGAGUCGGCCAGAUUGUGUCGCGAUUCAUCCCCGGGGACACGCACGUUCCGGAUCGAGCAGAACCCGAACCCCCUAGAAUGUGAAACGUCGUUACCGAGUUCGUGUCGAAAAUGUCUUUGCUCAAUUUUAAAGUCACAAUCAAGUCGAUGAAGCUGCUGAUCUGCUUCAUCGGAGUGUCCUCACUGCUCCUCCUGGUGUUCUGUCUGUACACGACGCUCAACACUCCGGAAAAGGUGAUUCAGCCGCUCUUGCCGAGUCCGGACCAGCAGGUGAUCAGCUAUGAGCUGUUGCGGAGUCAAAAUGCGGCCCUCGUGCCGGAAAAGUACAACGAGCACGAAAUCAAGUCGCGGAUCAUCCGGGAGAAGAUUAAGCGACUGGCGGGGGUUGGUGGACCGAAGAACGCGGAACUGAUGAGUACCCCGGCGAGGAGAAAUCGGACCAUUGCGUUGAAUAGGAAUAUUCAGAUCUUUUACUACGCGCCGGUGCACUGGUACAGGUUGCACCCGACGGUGCCGAGUGAUAGGGUCGUCAGCCGCAUCACCGAGAACGGUUCGGCCGUGUCGUUCCGUCCCAACGACGACCAGGUCAUAAACAUUGCGUUCUACCCGAAACGGGCGCUGUACAACACGACGGAAUCGAUCGUGCGCGAGCACUUUCACGACAUCCAAAACUGUGGCAUCGGGACGAUCGUGCUGGUGUGGCAUCCGGCGUUCAACGAGGGACUGCUGCGGGCGAUCUUCAAAAUGGCCGCGAUUCACAAUUUGAAGGUGGCGAUCGAGAUUCUGGAGUAUCCGGAACGGACGAUCGAGGGCAUUCGGAGCAACAUCAAGUACUUUAUGGACCUGUUUGGGAAGGACCAGGACAGCACGUUGAGUUACUUUCGGGUGUUGUCCAAGCAGAAGGAUCUUCCGAUAUUCUACAUUCGGCGGGCGUAUCAGAUUGCGGACGCCGAUUGGAUGCGGUUGCUGUCGCGGAAUGGGAUUUUGACGAUCCGUGGGACGGCGUACGACGCGAUCGUGCUGGCCCACAUCGGAACCAAAGAGCACAAGUCGGUGGUGAGGCGGGGUGGGUUUGACGGGUUCUACACGUAUUUGCCCAGCAAUGGUGCGAACUACGCGAGCACGUGGAAGAAUUGGUCCCAGCUGAAGAAGUACGGCGAUACGUACAAACUGAUGUUUGUGCCGACAAUCGGUCCGGGUUAUUACGACCGGAAGAAGUUCUCGCGGAGUGCGACCACAAAUCACGGUAUCAACAACAUCAAGCGAUACCGAUCCAACGGACAGUAUUACGACGUGGCGUGGAGGACGGCCCUCAAAAACAACGCCCAGAUCAUCACGAUCAACAGCUACAACAACUGGGUCGACGGAACGCAGAUCGAGGCGGCGAUUCCGGUGUUUGGGUUCCGGGACUAUCUGCCCGGACCGCCGGAAAAGUACCUGGAUCUGACGCAGUCGUGGAUCGAGGAGUACGUCAAGUACAAACUGAACAGCAUGGCCCGCAAGACGGACGCGGCGCUCGGAUGUUACGACUUUAUCAACAACACCAUCUGCUAAAUCUUCCCCAGUUUUUAAAAUCUAUCUCUGUGUGUGUCCCGUAGUUCUAGAGAGCACAAGCAAUUUAGCGGCCGUUUCUAAAGCGGAAAGACGUUGAAAAUCCUACGAAAAUGUAAUGAGUGAGAUUAGGACGAGCACAACAAACGAAAAAGGGUAAAUUGGUACAAGCAAAACGCGUAGCUGGCGUUCUUUAAUCGCACGUAAGAUAAGAGCAACUAAAAAAACACAUUUUUCAAAACUUCUACACGUUGUUGGUACCUCCCUCCGCCCCUUGCGCUUCGAUAGUGAUGUAGAAUGGAACAUUGUUGUAUAGGAUAGAGACAUCCUUCCAGGCUAGCUUUAACAAUAAAAAAAAUGUGAAUCGUUUUACAAAAGUGUA